Momordica charantia (bitter melon) is the source of this 2530-nucleotide messenger RNA. Its product is annotated as putative metal-nicotianamine transporter YSL7. Gene Ontology annotation, cellular component: membrane. Lineage: Eukaryota; Viridiplantae; Streptophyta; Magnoliopsida; Cucurbitales; Cucurbitaceae. The record is from RefSeq and is a predicted model, not a curated record. Gene Ontology annotation, molecular function: oligopeptide transmembrane transporter activity.
ACCGCAUUCGGAUCCUCACAUCCGUGAUCCGCAUGAACAGUCCCCAUCCAUGCAAAUUCAUGCAAAUUUCAAUUUCAGUUUAUUAAUCUCUUCUUUCAAAAAUGAAAUUACAGAAAUUAUUCAAACCCAAUUCCCAAUCAAACAAGGAAUCCUCCCCAGAUUCUCGCCACUUGGUUUGAAUGUCUCCUCUAUAAUCUCCAAAUCACAGCGUUGAUUAAACACUUCAAAUUUCCUCUUCCUCGUCCGAUUCCUGUUCAAUUUUUGCUCUCCUAUUUCUUCUCCGGCUUCAAUUCCUCACUCUAUAAAUUCCCUAUUUUCGACUCGAGUAAGCGCAAGAACAAUCAGAGGAAAAAAGAUCGAGGAGAAAAUAGAGCAAGAUGAGGGAAAACGAAGACGGAACGGCCAGGGAGAGGAUUAUGGUGGAAGAAGCUUUCAGGAAUACGGAGGUUCCGCCAUGGCAGAACCAGAUCACUUUUAGGGCUAUUUUCACGAGCUUUCUUCUCAGCAUUGUCUUCAAUUUCAUUGUCUGCAAACUGAAUCUCACCACUGGAGUCAUUCCGUCCCUUAAUGUCGCCGCUGGGCUUCUAGGGUUCGCCAUUUUGAAGGGUUACACUUCGAUUCUCAAAACUUUCGGUCUUAUGAAACAGCCCUUCACUCGACAGGAGAACACUGUGAUCCAAACUUGCGUUGUCGCCUCCUCUGGGAUCGCCUUCAGCAGUGGAACUGCUAGUUAUCUUCUGGGAAUGAGUGCCAAAAUAGCUGCCCAAGGAGAAGAAGGGAACACUCCUAUAAAUAUCAAGAGACUCUCUGUGGGUUGGAUGAUGGGCUUUCUCUUUGUUGUUAGCUUUGUUGGCUUAUUCUCUAUUGUGCCUCUUAGAAAGAUGAUGAUUCUGAAAUACAAACUGACUUAUCCAAGUGGAACUGCAACUGCAUACCUCAUCAAUAGCUUUCACACACCUAAAGGAGCCAAAUUGGCAAAGAAACAAGUUGCAGUCCUUUUCAAGAGCUUCUGUUUCAGCUUUGUAUUUGCCAUGUUUCAAUGGUUCUAUGCUGCUGCUGAUGGCUGUGGAUUUUCCAGCUUCCCCACAUUUGGUCUUCAAGCUUAUGCAAAAAGGUUCUACUUCGAUUUCUCGUCUACAUACGUCGGUGUGGGAAUGAUCUGUCCUUUCAUGGUCAAUAUUUCUUUGCUUCUUGGAGCCGUCAUCUCAUGGGGAAUCAUGUGGCCCUUGAUCGAGCAGAGGAAAGGCAUCUGGUACAGCGCUUCUCUAUCUGCAAGCAGUCUUCAUGGCAUUCAAGGCUAUAGGGUUUUUAUUGCCAUUUCAAUGAUGCUUGGUGAUGGUCUUUACCAUGUAUUCUACAUGCUCUUCCAAACAUUCUACAGCCUAGCCAAGCAGAAGUCUGACAGUGAGAAUGCCAAUACAUCAUCGGAAAUUACUGACUACGACGCCCAACGGAGAACCGAGUACUUCUUGAAAGACCAAAUCCCGAACUGGGUAGCAUUGAUCGGCUAUGUUGUACUCGCAGUCAUAUCUGUAAUCACAGUUCCCUUGAUCUUCCAUCAGUUGAAAUGGUACCACAUUUUGGUUGCAUAUGCAAUUGCUCCUGUUUUGGCUUUCUGUAAUGCCUAUGGCUGUGGGCUCACUGAUUGGUCUCUUGCAUCAAAUUAUGGUAAAUUUGCCAUCAUCAUCUUCAGUGCUUGGGUUGGCCUUGGCAAUGGAGGUGUUAUUGCUGGUCUUGCUUCUUGUGGUGUCAUGAUGAGCAUUGUUUCUACUGCUUCUGAUCUUAUGCAAGACUUCAAGACGGGUUACUUGACUCUUGCUUCGCCCCGCUCGAUGUUUUUCAGUCAAGUCUGUGGCACAGCCAUGGGCUGCGUUUUGUCCCCUCUCGUCUUUUGGUUCUUCUACAAAGCAUAUAACGUCGGAGACCCCGAAGGCUCCUACCCUGCACCUUACGGACUGAUGUACCGUGGCAUUGCUCUUCUCGGCGUUGAAGGCGUCUCUUCCCUCCCCAAAAACUGCCUCACCCUUGCCAUUUGCUUCUUCGUUGCUUCCAUCGCUAUGAACAUCAUCCGAGACUUGCUUGCAAAGUAUGAAAGGAAAUACCAUAUCUACCGAUUCGUUCCAAGCCCAAUGUGUAUGGCGAUUCCGUUCUACCUUGGUGCUUAUUUCGCCAUCGACAUGUGUGUUGGGAGCUUGAUACUUUUCUUAUGGCAGAGGAGGGACAAGGUCAGGGCCAGCGAGUUUGCACCCGCCGUUGCUUCAGGUCUCAUCUGCGGCGAAUCUUUGUGGAGUGUUCCAGCAGCCAUCUUGGCUCUGGYCGGCGUCAAGGCGCCUCUUUGCAUGAAGUUUUUGAGUUCCUCUACCAAUGAUAAAGUCGAUGCCUUCUUACAAGGAUAGUAGUUUUAGGAACAUUAGUUUUUAGGAAAUUAAAUCAUUGCAUUUGCAUUUAUCCCAAGUGUGUUUAGUUUCUUUUACUUUAUAGUGUGUAUAGACAGUAGAGGCAAAAUUUGCCAUCUUUAUUUCUCUUAUAA